AUGGUGACUAAAAGAGCCAUGCAAAAAGGAAGCUUUCGCUAUUUUUGUUCUUGGGGACAAUAUGAGCUUCCUGGGCCUCUUGCUGCUUGGUUGAAGCUGAAUCCUUGCAACAGUGUUCAGAUGGAACCUCAACACACCAAAAACUUAGCACAACCGAAAAAGGCACCAACAACACAUGGUCCCUGUUUACAUAAGGAACUAUGCAGAGCUGUUAUAAAAACUGCAAAACAGUACCUCUUUAACAUCAAAUCUUUUCCCAGAGCAGCAGGCUGGCCAAGUUCCAUCAUUAUAAUCAGGCCAAAGUCCAUCUGCACAGAAGGAAACACAGCACGGAUAUCGCAAAUGGCAUGGAACAGAUAG
Molecule: messenger RNA, 360 nt
Organism: Striga asiatica
Lineage: Eukaryota; Viridiplantae; Streptophyta; Magnoliopsida; Lamiales; Orobanchaceae
Source: the annotation of a GenBank genome assembly